AUGGACACCAUUCCCAAGGGAACUACACAGGAGGACCUAAACUACAUAAAGGAAAAUGCGGGGUAUGCCUUAGCAAAGUCGUUGCUCUGGACCAUAAAAACGAACACGGAAGAUCCCCUGGCCCUGCUGAGUGCGCACCUCGCCAACGUGGCCUCCUUCAACGCGAAAAAAAAAAAAAAGAAAAAAGUAUUGAUAAAAAAAAUAAACUCGUACAAUAUAAAGAUACGCGAUGAAAUAAAUAAAACCUUUUCCCAAAGCAAGUUAGCGGAUGUAUAUUCAUUGGCAAAAAGUAGUGCAGAGAAGGAUUGGUCAGAAGACUGUGUCCAGUUGCUACAGUUGAUAAAACAAGUUUUCGACGUAAAAAAUGUAUACGUUGGUAGGACAUACCUUACAGGACAUACAAAAAAAAAGAAAAAGAAAAUUAUGCGAUUCAUCCAGACCACUAAAAAUUGCGAUUUACAGAAUUAUACCAUUCGGGACCAACAACGACUGAACAGGAUCUAUACUAAAUCCGGUGGACACAUUAAGGUGGACUAUUCUAUUUACACAAAUAUUUUUCCAUUUGAAACGGGUUUCCUCUUCCCGCAUUUUGUGCAACCCGACUUCUUCUAUGACGAUCCUGGAGACGACCUGUUUACGUGGGUCAACCCACUUCACCAGGGAGGGAACUGCGCGCGCAGAGUGAAAAACGGCAUGGGGCCCUCAGCAGGGGAAAACCACCUGGAGGAGGAAAAUGCAGACGAGGAAGAAGAAGCAGAAGGAGACAACAGCGCCGAAGCAGAUGAUGAAGAGGAGGAUGAGGCGCCUGAGGAGGAAACCGAAGAGGAGCAAGAGCAUCCCCUAACUGACGGACACGGGGAAAGUGGCCACGAGCACACCGCUGAUCCAAGUGAAGAAAAAAAAGCACCAUCGUGCAACGAAGAGGAAGAACUUCAAAUAGAACUACUUAACACUCUACACAUGAACCUGUCCUACGACUGCUUUUACAUUUAUGAAGUAAUGAGAGAAGACAAUUCCUUCCUCUAUUCUAUGAACAAACCAGGAGACCUUCUUUUAAUCCCGCUUGUCUAUUACUCCUACUACAACUGGCACUUCCUGCAUGAGCUGUACUGCCUCCGUGAGAGGGUCUUCCUGCAUUCGACUGCACCCUGUGUGAACCUCGAGACACAUGGGGAAGCAGAUCAAGUUUUAGGGAACCCCGAAGAGGGACAGAAAGAACAGAAAGAAGAAAAGGAAAAAAACGAAGAAAAAAAAGAAGAGGAAGAAACAGCACAGGGACGGACAAGCGGAAAGGAUGCGAAGCCUAAGUUGGACUGGAAAAAAAGCGAGCCAGUGGAAAUGUGCCUCUGCCUAGACAACAGGGGUAGCGUGAACAAAAUGAGCAGAAGGCAGAUAAACGACCUGAUAAACUUCUCCUACUUUUUAAUCACCCGAAUUGUGCGGGGGGAGCGCAAAUGUGUGGAGGAGCAGGUCAACUACAUGAUUAGCUGCGAGCACGGAGAAGAAAAGGAGGCCACCGAUACACUGAGGAGCAAAAUGAAAAGUGAAAAUCACGAACGUAUAAUAAGUGAAUUUAAAAACACCUUAACAGAACAUCCUCUCCUUAACAAGUCCGAAGAUUUAACCAAAUGCAUGUGUCUUUUGCAGUGGACAAAAAAAGAAAUUAGCACACAUCAGCAGAGGAUUCUCCAGAUGAGUAAAAUAAAGGUGGAGUGGAACCAAAACCUCAAAGCGAUUUUACUGAACUGCUACAUCUUGCUGAGUUACGAUUACUCCUUGUUUGGUGCAUCGGAUGAUGUGGAAGACACCCAGUGGGGGCAACUCAUCUUAUGUGUUAAUGCCUUCCUCAUCGAUAAACUGAUGUCGUUUGAUCCGCUGGUCUCCUUCGAAGAAAAACGAACCGAGGAGUUGCUCCAAAUGGACGUGCUGUUGGAUCAAGUUUCCUCAUCAAGAAAGAAAAAUGUACCCCUUCAAAUGGAAAACAUAACUACAUUUGGACUAACCCUCUUAGAUCACUUCAACAAAGUGACGAGGGACAUUUUAAAGGCAAUUAUUAAAGUGAAGGAAGAACAACUUGCCAAUGCUUCAUGA
Messenger RNA from Plasmodium knowlesi strain H, 2091 nucleotides. RefSeq names its product conserved Plasmodium protein, unknown function. The transcript is spliced from 7 exons. NCBI's taxonomy places the organism in Eukaryota, Apicomplexa, Aconoidasida, Haemosporida, Plasmodiidae. Bases 1 to 2091 code for a protein of 696 amino acids. The record is from RefSeq and is a predicted model, not a curated record.